Molecule: messenger RNA, 3744 nt
Organism: Neurospora crassa OR74A
Lineage: Eukaryota; Fungi; Ascomycota; Sordariomycetes; Sordariales; Sordariaceae
Product: protein kinase dsk1, variant 1
Exons: 3
Coding region: 1148-2689 (513 amino acids)
Biological process (GO): protein phosphorylation; spliceosomal complex assembly; regulation of mRNA processing
Molecular function (GO): protein kinase activity; ATP binding
Source: RefSeq, a predicted model, not a curated record
UCAUUACCACAGACGGUCCCGGGUAGGUGCAUUGCGCUUCCUUUCAUGCAUACCUAUAUUUCGGCCUCUUUUCCUUUGUUCCUUUUUUCUUGUUAUUUAUUUUCCCCUCCCCCCCUCCUGUGACACGGCUUCGAGAAAGCAUCCGUUCGGUCGGUCGUUCGCUGCCCUGGAGAUAUGUAUUAGCCCCGUGCAGUCAAUGGUGUCAGCCUUCUCUUUCUUGGGCUUGGACAGCCUUUGGUUCGUCGGGCAGCCGUGUCGCUGGCCAAGUGGCGGGGUACGGUAGGCCGGGUCCAUGGAGGGGAAAGCGUACCAUUGGAUUCAUCCUGUCUAGCCAGGUUCUUCCGCGCUACGAGUUACGACAGACAUGACCGCAACACGCAUGGGUGUAUCACUGGUACAUAGCUUCGAGUGAAGACAGGCAGAGCCCUGGGAGUGCGAAAGCGAAACCUGGAACACACAAGACUUGCGACCUCUUUGCGGCUCGUUUGUGAGCCUGUUCGUGGCUGGCUCGAGAGUGGGUGUGGCAUCACUUUUCCAUGUUGAGGUCACGGUGUGGUGUCCUUGGUGGCCUUGGUUCUCCUGUGUUGCAUCACGCAGCCAUCCUAGCCCCCCUCACGUCCUCCAAGUCCAAAAAGACUGCAUCAUACCGCUCCUCCUUUUCAGGGCCGACGUCCUACGUAGCCACUCCUCCCCAGCCCAACCCCAAACAAGAAUUUCAGGUUACUGCCCAUUUCUGAUUGUUUUUAUCGCGAACUUCCCCUUUGCCGUCGCCUGGCAAACCCCGGCCCGUCCCUCACCCCCCCGUCUCAAGAGAGGCGCGAUCAUUUUAACCAAGUCGACGACAUCGCAGUACAAAUAAAGACAAUGAUCAAGACAAGGUCCCCCCCGCUUUCGCGAUUCCGCUCAGUGCACACCCCCAAACCCCCAGUCCUGAAGCUGCUGAAAGUUUGGCAUCUUGCGGAGAACCAGAUCUAGCCCACCCAACCCUGACUAAGACCCCGCCACCUGUCCCCCCCAGCCUAACUCCGCGUCGCUUGUCGCAUCCCACCAUCCUCCCCAAUCGUGACAACAUUUCGGCCAAACAACCAUCGUGAACUCAUAUACUUACAAUCGUGCUUUUUACAGGGCCGCACACUUAGCAUCAGCUAUGACCAACUCACCGACCUCGUCCUCUUCGGCAGCAGAGGACAUCGCCGAGAACACUGCCGAUGAGGAGGAUCAGGAGGAUUACUGCAAGGGAGGUUACCAUCCGGUCACCAUUGGCGAAAAGUUCAAGGACGGCAAAUACACCGUAGUGCGCAAGCUCGGAUGGGGCCAUUUCUCGACAGUCUGGCUAUCAAGAGACAACACCACCGGAAAACACGUAGCCCUCAAGGUGGUACGCUCCGCCGCCCAUUACACCGAAACCGCCAUUGACGAGAUCAAGCUUCUCAACAAAAUCGUCCAAGCGAAUCCCAACCAUCCCGGUCGCCGACAUGUUGUCAGCCUUCUCGACUCAUUCGAACACAAGGGCCCCAAUGGCACCCACGUGUGCAUGGUUUUCGAGGUUUUGGGAGAGAACCUCCUAGGUCUCAUCAAGAGGUGGAAUCACAGGGGUAUUCCGAUGGCUCUUGUCAAACAAAUUACAAAACAGGUCCUUCUCGGUCUCGACUACCUGCACCGUGAAUGUGGCAUCAUCCACACAGAUCUCAAGCCCGAAAACGUCCUGAUUGAAAUUGGCGACGUUGAGCAAACUGUGAAGAGGGUCGUGAAGGAUGAGCCCAACGACAAAGAGAACACUCGGAAUAGUCGCAGGAGACGGAGGACCCUAAUCACUGGCAGCCAGCCGUUGCCUUCGCCUCUCAAUGCCAGCUUCAAUCAGGGAUCGAUGUUCCCCUCCCCAGCACCCCAGUCGCUUGGCCAGAUGUUGGCGGAAGGGGCCAAAUCGCAAGAAGGAUCUCCGUUCCACAACAAGAACGGGGAGGACGACCAAAGUCGGCGUGAGAAGAGCGCCGAUCUCCUGAGCAAGGAGGUUUCGGGAAUUUCGCUAGAUAAGACGGCUACACCCCCCGCGACUUCGGGAGACAAGCGCAACCUAGACGAUAUGCAGUUUGACAUUAUCAGUGUCAAGAUUGCAGAUCUCGGAAACGCAUGCUGGGUCAACCACCACUUCACAAACGACAUUCAGACGCGACAGUAUCGGUCGCCCGAGGUCAUUCUGGGUGCCAAGUGGGGUGCAAGCACGGAUGUCUGGAGUAUGGCUGCCAUGGUGUUCGAGCUUAUCACCGGCGAUUAUCUUUUCGAUCCGCAGUCCGGAACUAAGUAUGGCAAGGACGACGACCACAUCGCGCAGAUUAUCGAGCUUCUGGGUGCCUUCCCGAAGUCCCUUUGUCUAUCCGGCAAAUGGUCGCAAGAGAUCUUCAACCGAAAAGGCGAGCUACGUAACAUCCACCGCUUGAGGCAUUGGGCGCUGCCGGAUGUACUACGUGAGAAAUAUCACUUCAAGGCAGAGGAGGCUCAGCGCAUUGCAGACUUCCUCAUGCCCAUGUUGGAGCUGAUACCCGAGAGACGAGCCAAUGCAGGCGGUAUGGCCGGACACAGCUGGCUCGAGGACACUCCUGGUAUGAAGGGCAUCAAGAUCGACAAGGUAGAGGUCGGAAGUCGUGGUGAGGGUAUAGAGGGCUGGGCAAGUGAGGUUAGGAAGCGAUAAAUGUUUUUGUUUUCUUUUGUCGUUACGUCCGAAUGUCAGACACGACCCGGAGGCUCAAAUUUCCACCGAGGACACUGGACACUUUUGGACAGGGGGGCUAGUGUGGGGAGAGGGUAGUGCAUGUGACAAACAAUAAGAACGAAGGGAGAGCUGGCUGGCUGGUAUGGACACUCCUAGUACUCCUCAGCGGAAACACACACCUUGGAGAGAGAGCUUUGUCUUUUUUUUUCUGCUUCUGUUGGUAUAAUGCAGAAAGAUGUUGGAACGCUCAUUCUACCGCUGCGCUGGCAGGCAAGCUAUGAAUCGAAAGACAAGUGGGUGGGUACUAGACCGGAAUCAGAGACAUUCCUUUUCUUUGUUUCACAUCCGGAAAGUCCCCUUCUUGUCGGCGGCUACAUAGCCUCGGCUGGCACCAGAAUAAGGAUUUCUACAUCAGGAUAAGAUGCUUGCAUCUAUACCGUGGAAGUACAUCAUCUCGAUCCUUGAUAUACCUUCUUAUCCCUGUGGAACAAGAAAAUAUCCACAUUUUACCUUUCCUUAGCCUUCUUCCUAGCUCGGAAGUUGGCCUUCACAGCGAGUCGAUCUAGCUUUGCCUAUCAUAACUUCAGCAGAGAGCUGUUUUUCAUGUUCUUUCUCGUGUUUAUAAGGGGGAGUGUGCUUUACAUGUCUAUAGCGAAAGAUCAGAUACCUUCAAUGUUUUUCCUUGUUUCACAGUAGCAAGUAUAUUUUAGACAUUUCAUUCUCACAUGUUCCCCACGUCUGCGAUGGAUCGAUAGGCUCGUGAUAGGAUACCGCGAUACAUGAUGAAGCCAAAUUGUUCAUAAUUCUUGGAUCGGUUCUUAUUCGUCUGUGGUUUUGCCUUUGCGUUUGUCACAUUUAUUUUCUCCCUUUUUUUUUCUUCCUUUUUUUUAAGGUUGGGUCGAGUUGACAUGCCACAGGGGCAGAAAAGUUAGUGAUGGUCACGGUAUCUAGCUUUCACUUUGGUUCUCUCUCUUCAUCUGGAUACCUUUAGGAAUGAUCAAUAGAGAUGGACCAUGACUUGAGAUACGAAAGAC